Pelmatolapia mariae (spotted tilapia) is the source of this 606-nucleotide messenger RNA. RefSeq names its product histone H2B 1/2. The record is from RefSeq and is a predicted model, not a curated record. The transcript has a single exon. Lineage: Eukaryota; Metazoa; Chordata; Actinopteri; Cichliformes; Cichlidae. Gene Ontology annotation, cellular component: nucleosome. Gene Ontology annotation, molecular function: structural constituent of chromatin; protein heterodimerization activity; DNA binding. The coding region runs from base 42 to 416 and encodes 124 amino acids.
UGACGAGCACAUUCUCUGCUGUGAAGUAAUAUAGAAAGAAAAUGCCUGAACCCGCCAAGUCUGCGCCCAAGAAGGGCUCCAAGAAAGCCGUGACUAAAACCGCCGGCAAGGGCGGCAAGAAGAAGAGAAAGACCAGGAAGGAGAGCUACGCCAUCUACGUUUACAAGGUGCUGAAGCAGGUGCACCCCGACACCGGCAUCUCCUCCAAGGCCAUGAGCAUCAUGAACUCGUUCGUCAACGACAUCUUCGAGCGCAUCGCCGCUGAGGCCUCCCGCCUGGCUCACUACAACAAGCGCUCCACCAUCACCUCCAGGGAGAUCCAGACCGCCGUGCGCCUCCUGCUGCCCGGUGAGCUGGCCAAGCACGCCGUGUCCGAGGGCACCAAGGCCGUGACCAAGUACACCAGCUCCAAGUAAACUGCAGCUCUACUGCACCCAUCCAACGGCUCUUUUCAGAGCCACCCACCUCUUCUGAAGAGCACAUGUCUACACAAAAUUUUAAAAUAACACAAACUGUUUAGUACUUAAAAGUCAAAAGUAAACAGACAAAAUGAAAUAUUUGUUUUGUUGUAAAAUAAAACAUUACAUCGUCACCAGAAGCAUCUUG